AUGCAUGGUCAUCUCACAGUGAACGAGCAAACCGCCGCCCUUCUUCUGCCGAACGGCCGAGCCGAAGCCGACGAGGAAUGCAACAACAACUUGUUUUCACCACUCACCCUUCACGCUAUGCAGGGCUUGAUGGACCAUCGUUGGGACCGAGUCGUUCCAAUCUUCUCAGCGCACCAUCCACACGUCCUAUCUCCCUUCGUCCCCGCACCAACACCCGCAAAGAUCGAGCCCAAGCGUCCAGCGGCCACACCGCUACCCACCCCAAGCUCUGGAUCCAGCUUUCAAUCCCAGCCUGCCCCCGCAAGGGAAGACGAGCAUGGCUAUACCGCUCUGGACCGCUUCGCUUCCUCCUUCACGCCAGGAUGGCUCCGAGACCUGCCAGCCCCACUCUCCACAUACCGCCUCCCACUUUCCCCACCCUUCCCCUCUGUAAACUACGCCCCCAUCAUCCCGCCAUCAACGCCAAACCUCGAGUCCGUCUGCCCUUCCCUCUUAACAUCCCCUCCCUUCGACUCCCCCUGCCGUCCCCUAGACAGCGAUCGAGCCGCAAAAGACUUUCGCUAUUACGCCCAACACUUUACCCACCUCCUCUCCCUUCACCUCCUCGCUCAGACCAUAGAGGCCGACGGGGCCAAGGUAUACUCGACUCAAGUCACCCUCGACCCACUCGCAAAAGACACAUUCCGGCUACACAUACCUGGAAUACGCGAGGACAUUCCUCGACUGACCCUGGGGGAUCGACUCCACUUACGCGGUCUCUAUCCCCUCCUUCGUGCGCCGAGUCAACUAGCGGUCGAGGCCAACGUUGUCGGCCUCGUCAAGGCGCAGGGUUAUGUUUUUGUACGGUCUCCUGCUCUCGGCGGCCUCCGCGACUAG
Messenger RNA from Dioszegia hungarica, 876 nucleotides. RefSeq lists its product as uncharacterized. Bases 1 to 876 code for a protein of 291 amino acids. The transcript has 2 exons. NCBI's taxonomy places the organism in Eukaryota, Fungi, Basidiomycota, Tremellomycetes, Tremellales, Bulleribasidiaceae. The record is from RefSeq and is a predicted model, not a curated record.